Molecule: messenger RNA, 1557 nt
Organism: Anoplophora glabripennis (Asian longhorned beetle)
Lineage: Eukaryota; Metazoa; Arthropoda; Insecta; Coleoptera; Cerambycidae
Product: myosin-G heavy chain-like
Exons: 5
Biological process (GO): positive regulation of transcription by RNA polymerase II; regulation of neuron differentiation
Cellular component (GO): nucleus
Molecular function (GO): DNA-binding transcription factor activity, RNA polymerase II-specific; RNA polymerase II transcription regulatory region sequence-specific DNA binding
Source: RefSeq, a predicted model, not a curated record
UUCAUAGAGCGCUCGGCGAGAGCGUACCAACCCUAUUUUUCAACCCCCAUUUGGUUUAUUUACAACUUUUUUUUGCUUUACUGACUCCUGGGAAGUGUGCGCGGGUCCCUCACCGUCGCCGCAGCCUUGAGGAAGACAAUUGACUAUCUGUUCCACCGGAGUGCGCUUGAUUUCGAGUUUUCUUUUUUUGAAGCAGUGGCGUUCCGUUUUCGCUUUAUUUGACGUUUUAGUGUGAAUGUGCCCGAAGAUUUCAGACUGCCUUUUUGUUCGCUCGUUGGAGGUUUGUGCGUGGUGUCGAGGUAACUCUUUCGCGCAAGUCGAGAUGACGUGAAAAGUCUUGUCGGAUUUCGAAAAGGCAUGAGCGGUCCUUUAUGUUGUCGACUAUGGCUACUGUCACUUCUGGCAUCAUAUCUCCAAAUUCGUACGGCCUAAACGCAGAUGCUAUCAAAAUGGCGACGGAAAACGUCGACGACUACUCCCGCUACCACGCCUCGGAACCCUUCGAUUCAAACGUGAACUCGAGCGACUCGGACCAGGACAACUACGUGGCGUCUCCGAAGAGCGAACUGCCGAAACGGAACAAACGCAAGAACUUCAAGCCCCGGUGUUCGAACGUCGCCUACUCGGACAACGAGUACGCCUACAACAGCGAGGCGUUGAAUUUGAGCGAGUACAGCGAGAACAACAACGUCAACAACAACGUGCGGCGGAGGAAGACGUUGUCCACGAGGAAGGUCGUAGUGGAUCCCAGAUUCAGUCCCAUGGACCUGAGCAAGAACAACGAGAGCGACUCCAAUAGCGACUCGGAGUUCAACGAGAACUUUGCCAACUCGGAGAACGACGACAAUGACAACGAGAACAGCAACAGCGAGAAUGACUCGAAGAUCCCGCAGAGUUUCUCUAUUCACAACCUGUCCAAGCCGCACGUUUCGGACUUUUCGCAGGCGCCUCAGAAUCUGAGUCAGGAUCAAGUGAGCGAGAUGAGGCAGUACGCUAUGAACACCAUGAGGGAGCUGCUGGGGAUCUACGGUUUGACGUCGGAAGUGGCGGAGAGCAUAUCGAGGCAACUUCCGAUGGCUGCGUUUGCCACUGGUAAAAUAUUCGAGAACCUCUCGCUGAACCCCUUGAAAAAGGAGGGUUCCCCGCCCUCCCAACCACCGACGCCCCCCUCAACCCCCCUCUCGCCCAAGUCCAACGACUUGACGAAAGCAUCCAGUAUUCCUAAUUUUCCAAAUCUAACCAUAUCGCAUUCGCAAUCUAGUCAAAAAUUACCUCAGAAUAUACCCCUGAAUUCCCAAAGCACGCCUCUGAACCUCGGUAAGAAGCAUAAGUCGUACACCAACGGAGUAGGUCUGAACCUGUCUUCUCAAUCGGAUUUUCCGUACAGUAGUUCUGAGUUGGAAGCUAUUAGGAAUAAAAUUACCGAGGACAGGAUCCAGGAACAGAAGAACGCCAUGAGUGGGAGGGGCAUUUUCCCCGCAAAUAUUCUUCCAUUUUCUCAAGUUUCAAAGACUGAACCUUCCAGCCCCCCACCACUGGAACCGAGCCCGUUGAAUG